Molecule: messenger RNA, 6465 nt
Organism: Malaclemys terrapin pileata
Lineage: Eukaryota; Metazoa; Chordata; Testudines; Emydidae
Gene: NCEH1
Product: neutral cholesterol ester hydrolase 1
Exons: 5
Coding region: 152-1378 (408 amino acids)
Cellular component (GO): membrane
Molecular function (GO): carboxylic ester hydrolase activity
Source: RefSeq, a predicted model, not a curated record
CUAGACUUCCUCCUUACGCGUCCUCUGAUUGGCUUGCGAAGGUUAUGAAACCCCUGAAUGGGAGCUACAACCUUGCUGCAAACUUGUAAGGCGGUGUGAAACUUGCUUCGGUGCCUGUGCUUGUCCACCGCAAAGGCGGCCCCGGUCCAACAUGAAAUCAGCCUUUGUUUUGCUGACUGCGUUGGUAGCCUUGACAGCCUAUUACGUGUACCUGCCCUUACCCAGCACAGUGUCGGAUCCCUGGAAGCUCAUGCUGCUGGAUGCCACUUUCAGGGCAACCCAGCAAAUGUGCAACCUGGUUCACUGUCUAAGACUCAGCCAUCAUUUGAGAGUUCUGAAUUAUGUGAUUGGUACUUUUGACAAGCUGGAGCCCUCGUCCUCUGAUCACAUUAAGAUAACAGACGCCCUUUUUGAUGGAGUGGAAGUCAGAGUGUUUGAACCGUCUCCAAAGCAAGACGAAACACUAAAGCGCAGUGUCGUUUACAUCCAUGGAGGAGGAUGGGCUUUGGCAAGUGCAAGAACAAGCUUCUAUAACAAUCUCUGCAGGAUCAUGGCAGAAUCUCUGAAUGCUGUAAUUGUCUCAAUUGAGUACAGGCUGGUACCAGAGGUUCAUUUCCCUGAGCAAUUCCACGAUACUUUACGUGCAACGAAGUAUUUUCUGCGGUCUGACAUCCUAGCUAAAUACUCAGUUGACCCAGGUCGAAUUGCAAUUUCUGGUGAUAGCGCAGGAGGAAAUUUGGCUGCUGCUGUGUGCCAGCAGCUUAGUCUAGAUGACAGUGUGACCAACAAACUGAAGCUGCAGGCUUUAAUCUAUCCAGUCCUUCAGGCAUUGGACUUUAACACUCCUUCAUACCAGCAGAACACUGACAUGCCUGUUCUUCCUCGCUUCGUCAUGGUGAAGUUUUGGAUAGACUAUUUCAAUGGUAACUAUGACUUUGCCCCCUCAAUGCUGAUCAACAACCACACUUCCCUGGACGUAAGCCAGGCUGUUUAUUUCAGGGGACGUCUGAACUGGACUUCUCUCCUGCCUUCGACGUUCAAAAAGAAUUACAAACCUGUGAUACAACCCACAGGGAAGGCCGAAAUCAUCCAGGAAAUACCUGCACUACUUGACAUACGCGCAGCUCCAUUGCUAGCAGAAAAAGAAAUUUUUCAGCUUCAGCCAAAGACCUACAUCCUGACUUGUGAGAAUGAUGUCCUGAGAGAUGAUGGAAUAAUGUAUGCCAAAAGGUUGGAGAGCACAGGUGUGGAGGUCACACUUGAUCACUUUGAUGACUGCUUUCAUGGCUGCAUGAUCUUUACUAUUUGGCCUACCAAUUUCUCUUCAGGACAUCGGACCAGGGACAGUUACAUAAAGUGGCUUGCUGAAAACCUGUGAAGAAAGUGAGUCCUCUCUAGAAGGCACAUAACAGUCGAUCUAAAGCUCACUGCUUCAAAAACAAAAAAGUUGUGCACUUUUAGGCUAUCUAAUUUCAUUUGUUCAAGAUUAUGUCAUAGAGCUUCUGUUGCAAGAAGUAGCGUGUCACUAACUACUUGGUUAAUAGCUGAUUAGCCUUGUCCAGCAUAGCAAUUUGCUAAAUACUUAUUAAACACUGUUGUAUGCAGUGUAGCUGUAGCCAUGUCGGUCCCAGGAUAUUAGACACACAAGGUGGGUAAGGUAAUGUCUUUCAUUGGACCAACUUCUGUGGGUGAGGGAGACAAGCUAUUGAACCACACAGAGCUCUUCUUCAGCUCUGGUGGGAAAGGUACUCCCAGCAUCACAGCAAAAUGCAAGGUGGAACAGAUUGUUUUUCAUAAAUAGCUACCACAUAUGCUAAGGGACCAUUUAAGGUAGAGUGGCCCAUUAACACCUCUGCAGUCAUAGGACAAAAAGGGGGGGGUUAGUGGGUUACAGAUUGUUGUAAUAAGCCAUAAAUCCAGUGUCUCUGUUCAGUCCAUGAUUUUUAGUGUCUAGCUGAGUAAUGAAUUUAAAUUUUUGAUGCUCAGAGUACCUUUCCCAGACCUGAAGAGCAGCUCGAUGUGAUUCAAAAACUUGACUCUCUCACCAGCAGAAGUUGGUCCAAUAAAAGAUAUUAUCUCAUCCACCUUGUCGCGCCAUUAAAAACUAAUCAGUUGUAGAUUCAGAUGUGACAGAGCUUUGAAAGGGCAUUUCCGCAUUCCUACAGUGAUUCAAAACAAUGACAAGAGUGGCCACUUGACUUAAGGGGAUUAUGGGACAUUUCUGGAGGCCAGUCAGAGCGCAGUAAUGCAACACCUUGUUCACACUAAUGACCGGGCAUUGUAGCCAAGGCGCAGCAAACGUUAUUCCUCUCGCCGAGGUGGAGUACCAGCAGCACUGUAGCCGCGGAGUCAGAGCGCUCUACAUGCCUUGCCAGUGUGGACGGGGAGUAAGCUAGGGCGCCCAAGGCUCAUUUAUUGCACUGUAACUCGCAAGCCAAGCCCUGAGUCUCUUCUGUGCUUGUAACUUCCAUUCAUUGUCUUCCUUGCUUUUUGGAGGAAGUUUCCCCGUGUAGCAAGUAAAAUCACUAGAGAUGAGCUUGACCCUAAAGUCCAGAUUCAAAUGGAACUAGACAGCUGGAUCUUCUCUCUCAUGGAUGGAACCAAAAUCCCAGAUAUGAAUAGCCUAUGCUACUGGGGAAUCAAGCUCUGCAACUUGAGCUCCUCUCUAAAAUAGCCAGACAACCACAACUGAAGUUUUAAGACAAGGACAUGGAAACUACUUACAACAGUGUGUAUUUUGCAUAAUGUUUGUUGUUUUUGUUGUUGUUGUUGUUAUUGAAUGUAAGCUGUGACAAACUAACAAAAGCCAGGAACUUGUAAGCUAAGACAGAAAGAGUGAUGGUCUUGCAAUCUAAGUCCAGGGCUUUAACUUGCGAUAGCUGAUUUCAGUUCUGAGCUCUGCCACUCUGUGACUUUGAGCAACUUGCUUCAUCUUUGUGCCUCAGUUCUUUCUUCUGUAAGAGAGGGAGUAAUAUUUCUGUAUUUCACAAGGGUGUUGAAGAUAAAUGCGUAAACGUUAAUGAGGCACUGUGAUACUACAAGGGACUCUGUUAAAGGUUCCCAUUCUUCAGUCUGUAUUGUAUUGUUCUGUACUAUGCCAGCUUGGGCCAUUGCAGUGCAUGCCCUCUGAUGAAGACAACUUAUUUCUUUGGCUCAGCUUUCCAGUACUCUGCAAAUUUACAGCACUAAAGUAAGCACCUUCCUGGCUUUUGUCAAUUUAUUAUGGACCAUUUUAAAAUAGAGCCUUGUUUGUACUUGAUUUCUAUGGGAAGGUUCUAGAAAGUCCUAAAACACAUGUACUGGGUGGACCAGAUUGACUUCCACAUUUUUAAAAUGGAUAUUUAGAGGUCCAUUUUCAUUGGUAUGUGCACAUAUGUACUGGGAGCUAAUGGCAGAAUGACCUUGUUGUCUCAUAUGAGUUCAUAGCAAGAAACAGCAGGAUGUCAAUAUAAUUGUGUGUAUUAAGAAAGGUUAACAAGAGAGGGCCCCAAUCCAUGCUGAACCAUGAGAGCUUGAAACUAAUCUCUGGCUUAGGUUCACACAGAGGGCACAACCCAAGCCAAUUCUAAUAAUUGGCCAAGUAAAAACACUGACACAUAUUCUUCUCUCAGUUGCAUUGGUUUCAAUUAAUUGCCUUCAGUGGUGAUACUUCAGAUUUACAUAUAUGUAAAUUGGAGCAAAAUUUGGCCAGUGUAUCCAAUUAUCCCAAAAUGUAGGUAGGUUCCGCUCAGAUCUGGAUUUCAAAGCUCCCCCAUCAGGAGUGUUAUGGAUCCAGGGUUUUAGUUCCAAAGCUACUGGAAAUACCCAAAAGCCACCUUGCAAAUCUUAACAUAGGGACUACACCAAACUCCACUGAAGUCAAUGAAAUCAUUUCCAGUGAGUUUAGUUGGCUCUAUUUCGGACCUUUAUGGCUAUGGGCCUGAUCCAAACUCUACUGAAGUCAAUGGCAGUCUUUCCAUUGACGUCAGUGGGCUCUGGAUCAGACCUUGUAUUUCAAAAAAUAAAUCUCAGUACCAAAAAUAGCUUAAGGUACACUUGGCUACAGGUUUAUAAAAUGCAUUUUAGAAAACUCAAGUUGCUAUAGUACUACAAAAUAGCAUCCAAGUGGUUAAUAGUCCUGUACAUUUGGGGUUGUGUUCUAUAAUAGGAAAAUUGGCCCGAAGACCUGUCUGCAAAAGUUUUAGCCCUGCAUAUGUUUAUGGCAGUUAUAAAUCCCUAAUAUGAAGUUAUAAUGGAACUACUGAUCUAUUUUAACUGUAGUGACAUGGUUAGCACAGCUAGAAUAUAUGUUCAGGGAGCUGGUUGUAAAGUUCCUUCAUGCACUGAAUCAUACUAAAUUCUCGGCACAGAAGAUGGUAGCAAGUAGAUAACUGGAUUGAAUUUAUUCACUGUCAUCGCCAUCUUGAUGUGAAAUCCACAAUGGCUGCAUUAUAUGAAGGUGAAGCAACAGCAGCAACUUGUUAUAUCAAAGUAUCUGAACAAGUUUUACCCUGCAGCUAAGUAACAAGUAUAUGGUACUUAGCUGUAAAGCUGCAUAAUAUGCCCUCUAACGGGUUACAAGAAAUCAGGGUUCCAGCUCUGAAAAUACUUAUUGAGUAUAGCAGCACAAGACACUUUCCAAAAAUUCCACAUCAGCCUAAAGUAAGCCAUAGCUUGCUCUCCUCUGUAUUUCUACUUCUCGCCUCCUUGCUCUAGUUUUUCCCAUGAUCGAAGUUUACAGGAUAUAUUCUCUUCUGAGUUAAACUGGAGUAACUGCACUGACACCAGUCUAACUCAGCUGAGAGUACAACUUGGCCCAAUAUGUACUGUGAGGCAAAUUUGAUUCUUGCCAGGAAGAGAUUAAGGUAAAUCAGUGUUACAAUACAUUGAUUUACUCCAGUGACGCAACAUUUUUUGAAGAGCCGCAUUUGGAUAGGCCUAAAUCCUGUGAGGUACUGAGCUCUUUCAACCCUUAUUCAUUUCAAUGGGAGUUGGGGCUUUUAGCACAUUGUUACCUUGUACAGAUAUUGGAUUUACUCCUAUAUAUUUCAAAUGUUUAUAUUUAUCUAAAAACAUUUCAACUUCUUUUAGAAGUCAUACUAAGUAACCUACUGAAUUUUUGGUAAAAUAGACCAAUACUAUUAACUAUUUUUUGAAGAUAGCUUUUUUCCGCUACACAAAUUAGGUCUCCUCAUCCAUAGUGAGAGCAGAAUGUUUCUGGUGACCAUGAAAGCACCAAUUUUGGACUUAACGGUUCACUGAGAAACCAAAGAGAAGUUCACCCAAUAGAACCAUUAGUAGUUAGGUCCUGUUUUCACUAACCAGGCAAUGGCGACUCGUGGGAGAGGCACAAAAGGUCAAGUGAUCCUCCAGUAGGAUCAGGUGCCCCCAGCAGCCGGCCUGGGGUGGAGGGAGGAAGGGGCAGUGUCAGAGCCAGAAGGGAAGAGGUGGGGCCAGAGCCUCUCCUCUUCCAGGCACCCUGCCCAGUGCAGCACAGCAGCUAACUGGGAGAGUGCCUGGCUGCGACAGCAGCAGGCUGCCCCCCGCCCAAGCUCAGUUUCUGGGGAGAGUGGCCAAGCAAGCCAGAGCCACCUCCCAGCAUGCUCAGAGUCAGGUCCUGUCCCCAGGAGCUGAGCAGCGACUAGUGAUUUUGGGUGUCCAAGUACAAACAUGUUAAAGGGCCCUGAUUUCCAGAGCCACUUCCUGAAUUAUAGAUUAUUAGGGUUGGAAGGGACCUCAGGAGGUCAUCUAGUCCAACCCCCUGCUCAAAGGACCAAUCCCCAAAUGGCCCCCUCAAGGAUUGAGCUCACAACCCUGGGUUUAGCAGGCCAAUGCUCAAACCACUGAGCUAUCCCUCCCUCCUAGUGUCCUUAGGUGUUUCAAGUUGAGCACUCAAAAAUCACUAGUUGCUUAAAAGUCCCGAACUUAGUUUUGCUGCCUACUUAGACCAUUUCCCUAACAAGGGCAGAAGGGGCCACUGUGGCUUUUAAAUUAUUAGGGUUUUUCCUUUAAUUUCCCACAUAUUGUUCUAGACUUUGUUUUUGAAGUUAGUGUUUGGACAUUUUUUGUAUCCCCACGCAUCUUUUACUAAAAAAAGUCACCAAGAUUGUGUGGAAGCAGAGAAAGAACUGACAGGAAGGGGAUUGCAAUGCUUCCACAAUUGUCUGACUUGCAUCGCUAACAAAAAAAAAAACAAAAAAAAAAGCUAAUGACAAAAUAGUGGGUUAACUUGGUUAAAAUCCUUUAAGCUGCUAAAUUCGGCAAGUAACAAAAUAUAGUUAAGGUCCAGUUGGGUUUGCAUUCUUGUAUUUGUGAAAAUGUUCAAGACCCAAAAGAACAACAUACUUGGUGUGAGAGCAUGUAAUAUCUUAUGCAUGACCAGUUUCUGCUUCUUUCCCACUGCAGGGGAAAAGAAGUCAUAAGAUUUAAUUUGCAGGCGUGCUGCAAGUGUGAUACACAAACAAUCAAUAAAUAGAUCAAAAUUUA